UCCAGUUAUAGCUAGAAAUUUGCACAUAUUUCACACUGUAAAACUAUGACAGAAAUGGGUGCUACUUUUCUGUUGGCAGUGGCCCAGGACUGUAAAGCCACACCCGGGCAGUUCUAUGACAGACUGCUGAAGAAGUGUCUGAAAUGCUCCGUGGUGUGUGGCAGUCACCCGUCAGAGUGUUCACAGGAAUGCCAAUCACAUCCGUCCGUGGCUGUAACACAGAUGUCCGGGGAUGGCACUGCACUACAAACUGUCAACAGUAGGGGGAGCUCUGGGCCUACACGUCCUCCAUAUACAGACGUUCUGGUGUACUCCCUGUUGGGCUUGUGCUUUGCUGUGCUGCUCUGCACACUCUCUGUGGCUCUGCUGGUUCUGCUGAGGAGAGCCAAGAGCCAAAAAGACCAAGAGACCCCCGACGAAGGCCAGCAGCCAAACAACGGAGCUCUUUCAUCAAAAGACUGUUUGAUGGCACAGGCAGAGGCUGCGUCUGAGGAGGGUGUGGCGAUUGCCAAGACAAACAGACCCAGAGCUACAGAGACCUGCGUUCACUGCUUCACUGGCCACAGAGGGGCAGCACCAAACCUGUACCAACAGGCCGUCCCCAGUCACCAGUCCACCUCUGGAGAGCCCAGUCAGAACCAGGAGAACAAUCACUGUUCUAACAGCUACGUGGGCAGAAUGGCAGAGAACGGGUGCGACGCGGUCAGCGCAAUGAGGAUCAUAUGUUCUCCCACGCAGACCAGCAUGUGAGGGAGAGCACCCAGACACCCGCACCUUCUCAAGCAGGGAAAAGCCGUUCAGCCUGAGCCAGGGUUGUGCAGAACCGCUUUGGUACACCUGCAAACAUGUUUCCAUCAAAUCUGUCCACUUUAGCAAAAGGCAUCCAAUUACAGAGCUGCUUUCUUUGAGUGCAGAGCAUCCAGCGCAUUUCCCAGAUCUGCGGCCUUUACGAUCGCGUAAACUUUUGAGGGGCUGUUCUGGAAAUCGAACUGAAUGACUUUGGCUCAAGGCCAUUCAUAUGCAUGGCUACUCGUGUAAACCCUUAUGAAUUC
This is a messenger RNA of Chanos chanos (milkfish), 1052 nucleotides long. RefSeq names its product TNF receptor superfamily member 13B (gene tnfrsf13b). The transcript is spliced from 3 exons. Gene Ontology annotation, biological process: hematopoietic progenitor cell differentiation; negative regulation of B cell proliferation; B cell homeostasis. The record is from RefSeq and is a predicted model, not a curated record. Lineage: Eukaryota; Metazoa; Chordata; Actinopteri; Gonorynchiformes; Chanidae. Gene Ontology annotation, cellular component: plasma membrane. Bases 46 to 750 code for a protein of 234 amino acids.